Hypoxylon trugodes is the source of this 2026-nucleotide messenger RNA. RefSeq lists its product as uncharacterized. The coding region runs from base 83 to 1816 and encodes 577 amino acids. NCBI's taxonomy places the organism in Eukaryota, Fungi, Ascomycota, Sordariomycetes, Xylariales, Hypoxylaceae. The record is from RefSeq and is a predicted model, not a curated record. The transcript has 2 exons.
AUACCUGCGUUGCGACCGGGAACUCAAGUCGAACAUCUUCCCUGGCUGACCACGCAUAUUACGUGGCAUACGUUCCGCGACUAUGAGACAGUUCUCAAUAGUUAGCGGCAUUUUGCUCGCCGCCAGACUAGUAUAUUCCCAGUCCCAAAAUGAGACUGGGCAACAUCCGGGUUGGCCGCGUUGGUGUGGAAAGGUGUAUGAGACCGGUUAUCCGUCCUUUGAACCAGGCGGUCACACCACAGAGCCAGCUCCAAUCAACGCGGACGGAUCGCCGAAUCUAUACGUACAAUUCAAGCCGCGAUAUAGCAUCUACCUAGUAGGCGAGUCCAAAGGCUCAUUCGUCGUCAACGCCGCGUUAUCACCUUGGUAUGGUGAACCUUGGACAAACUCAACCGGCGACCAAGGAUCAAAAACGGAGCCAUUCACAGAGCUAUUCUUCUCAAUUAGUCCGAAGUCCGCCAGUAAUACCAGCACGCCAUUAGUUGAAGGUAGCAUACCGAUAAACGCCACGGGCGCCACCUUCGAUUUUGAUUUAUCCAGCUUCGAGCCAAGUACGACGCCAUAUGACGUCGUUCUCUCUGGUGGAUCACGAUCCGGGAACCAGAAGUAUACAGCAACGAGUUCGUUCCGUUACCUGCCAGAUAUCGCCCCGGAGGGAAGUGCAACUAAGAUUGACAAUCUCAAUGGCGGCCUACUAUUCCGGAACCCUCAAACAGGCGGCGCUUUCGUCCCAUUAUUACCGUACGGGUUCUAUGGCCUAUACAAUGGGUCUAACAGCACAGCGGAGAGCGAGGCAUUUGUGAGCGAGUAUUCUAACGAUGGCAAGGGUCUUAACGCCAUAAUCUCCCUAGCUGGCUUCGCUGACACUAACCCGGUAUACGAGAGUAUGGACGCGUCAACAUUGCGUUUCAUGUUCGAUCUACGGUCUUCGUACAAAAAUCUAACUGAGGUUACCCAGCGUGUGAAUAUAGCUAAAAAGCAUAGCUCACUCUUCGCGUAUUGGACAGCUGAUGAGCCUGAUGGUUGGCAAGUCCCCUUUGAUGUUACGCCUGCGGCACAAGAGCUUAUCCACGAGCUGGAUCCGUACCAUCCCGUAGCCGUUACCCUCAACUGCCAGGACUACUACUUCGGCGAAUAUUCAGCCGGUGCAGAUAUCUUGAUGCAGGACCCAUAUCCUAUCGCGAUUAAUAGCACUUUUUCGAAGUGGGGCACUGCAUGCAAUGCGACGCUAGGUGAUUGUGGCUGCGAUAAUUGCGCUGGAAAUGUGCAGGAUGUGUCGCACCGUCUUGAUGGAUUGGUCCAGUAUGAACGCUGGCUUGGUCGUUGGCCGCUUCCCAAGUUCCACAACCCACAAGCUUUUCAUGGUGAGGAUUAUUGGGCCCGUGAUCCAACUCCCGCCGAAGCAUUUGCGAUGAACGCGCUCGCCUUCAAUCGAGGCGCUACGGGGAUCUUCGCGUGGACCUGGCCUACCAGUCAAGAAUUAUUCGAUGCUCACUCACAGAUGUCGAAUGUGAUUACUCAGCCGCCUGUGCGAGAUUUCCUACUCGGAAGUCAACCUGCCGGUAAGAUAGAUGUCGCUAAUCAAGAUCUUGUUGAUGCGGCUUACUGGGUACGAGGAACCCAGGCAAUGAUCAGCGUGGUCAAUGGGGCAUACGACGACGUGACAGGCCAACUUUCCAUCGCGUUACCUGUUCAGGCGGGAAGUAUUUCCUCAAUCCCGUUCGGUGGAUUAUCAUGGAAGUUGUUGAACGAUCAGCUGACAGUUGAUUCGCUACCCGGCAUGUCGACUAGUAUCAUUAUUCUUGAUUUAAAGUAGUAGCAGAAACUUUUAUAUAAUGCUUAUCACAAUUAUAACGAGAACGAAGCUGCCCAUCCAUAACCACUUGGAGGGAUCCGGCGCCACCUAGGGUAGCAUUUCACUGCCAAUUGACCAGGAACACCACAUCUGUGUAACCACAUAGCAGAUAUGAGCGAACUGUGCAAGUCGUACAAGAUGGCGCUUCUCAUCUGUAGCUAGCGGUGCGGG